AUGGAAGGAAGAAAUCAUACUACAGUGACUGAGUUCAUCCUUUUAGGAUUCACAGCUAACCCCAACCUGCAGCUGAGCCUUUUUGUAGUGUUUCUAAUAAUAUAUAUAGUUAGUUUAGCAGGAAACUUUAUACUAAUUGUUCUAAUCUUCAGCAGUUCUCACCUCCAUACACCCAUGUAUUUCUUCAUUGGAAACCUAUCUUUCCUGGACCUCUGGUAUUCCUCUGUCUACACCCCCAAGAUCCUGGUGGACUGUUUCUCAGAGAACAAAAGCAUUUCCUUUGGAGGCUGUGCUGCCCAGUUCUUCUUUUCUGCUGGUCUUGCAUAUAGUGAGUGCUACCUUCUGGCAGCCAUGGCUUAUGAUCGUUACAUAGCCAUUGCUACUCCACUGAUAUAUGCCACUGCCAUGUCAAGAAAGCUAUGCACAGGACUUGUCACCCUGUCAUAUUUAGGUGGAUUCAUCAAUGCCACGAUUCUCACCACUGAAACCUUCACAUUGAAUUUCUGUGAUGGCAACAUCAUUGAUGACUUCUUUUGCGAUGUGCCACCUCUGGUAAAACUGUCCUGUGAUGUUCCUGAGAGUUACCAAUCUGUUCUAUACUUCCUCCUCACUUCUAACAUCAUCGCCCCAUCAGCUUUCAUUCUUGCCACUUAUACCUUUAUCCUAGCAGCCAUCUUGCAGAUCCGCUCCGCUGAGGGCAGACGCAAAGCCUUUUCUACAUGUGGUUCCCAUCUGACAGCAGUCACUUUGUACUAUGGUUCCAUCCUCUUCAUCUAUUCACGCCCCAGCUCCAGCUAUGCAUUGUACAGGGACAAAUGGGCUUCCAUAUUUUACACAGUGGUCUUCCCCAUGUUGAAUCCCAUGAUUUACAGCUUAAGGAACAAGGAUGUGAAAAAUGCUAUGAAGAAGCUGAUCAGAAGAAGAAUAGAUUUCUAA
Messenger RNA from Eublepharis macularius, 936 nucleotides. RefSeq names its product olfactory receptor 1013-like. Gene Ontology annotation, cellular component: membrane. Gene Ontology annotation, molecular function: odorant binding; G protein-coupled receptor activity; olfactory receptor activity. NCBI's taxonomy places the organism in Eukaryota, Metazoa, Chordata, Lepidosauria, Squamata, Eublepharidae. The transcript has a single exon. The coding region runs from base 1 to 936 and encodes 311 amino acids. Gene Ontology annotation, biological process: G protein-coupled receptor signaling pathway; sensory perception of smell. The record is from RefSeq and is a predicted model, not a curated record.